Messenger RNA from [Candida] anglica, 1554 nucleotides. Lineage: Eukaryota; Fungi; Ascomycota; Pichiomycetes; Serinales; Debaryomycetaceae. The record is from the annotation of a GenBank genome assembly.
AUGUUAAAGGUUGGAGGAUUUCCUGCGACCAAGGUAGGUAUUCACAUAGCCCAGAGACACUUACUGUACUCGCGUAGGAUCUGGAAUAAAACACAAUUUAGACUUCCAGGAUCAUACAAACCUAAUAAAGAUGUUAUACACAAGUUGCCAUUUGUAACUUGUCUUAAGAUUUGGUUCAAAUCCUUACAGCCAAAUAGAUUAAGAGAUCUUCAAGGCGAGCUUUUAGACUAUAUGAUUUCUUCUGACCUUCAAGAAAAUGCCAACAUUAAAAGGGUACAAACUCAGGUUCCAAUUAACGAUGACAAGACCAUUUUCAUGAAUGAAGUAACUCUAGAAUUGAAACAAAAUGAGGGUAAACCAACUAAACAUGUAGUAUUCAUCCAUGGAUAUGGUGCCGCUUUAGGGUGUUUUGCAAGAAAUUUCCAACUCAUCAACUUGUUAAACGAUGAUAAAUUUAAUUACAAGAUUCAUUUCCUUGAUAAUAUUUCAUUUGGAUUAUCAUCUAAUCCAAAGCUGGAAUCAAUAAAUUUAACCUCGAUGACUAUUCCUAAAUGUGUUUCAAUCAAAUUGAAUGAUCCCGAUCCAACUGAUCCUAAGAAAUUGUAUAAUAAAUAUUACAAGUUAAUUGAUUCCUAUGAUUUAAAUGUUGAUGAAUUUGUUGAAUAUAAAAAGAAAUUCAUACCAAUUUUAAAGGAUCUUGAGACUUAUUACACGUCAGCUAUAGAUCAAUGGAGAAUAAACUCAGGAAUCAAAAAAAUAGACUAUUUAGUGGGCCAUUCUUAUGGUGGAUAUUGGUCUGGUUCAUAUGCAGUUAAAUAUCCUAAGAAUUUGGAAACACUUAUUUUACUUUCUCCAGUUGGAGUUGAGCGUCAUAUGCAAGCAGUAACCAAUCCUAUUUUAUAUCCAGGUGGACCACAAAAGGGACCAGUUCAAACUUUGACUCCCUCUUUAGAUCCACGUUCAUUCCACUUUCUUUCAAGAUUACCAAUUCUUUCUUCGAAACAUAUUAGAAAUUGGUACUAUUAUCAACCUUACUUACCAAGACUUUUGAAAUGGCUUGGUCCUUGGGGUGUUUCCAAAUAUUAUCUGAUGUGGUAUAUGAAGCUUUUCAAGAUUAAUAAACUUAUAUCUAAACAAGGAGGAGCCAAAAAGGUAUUUAAGAGUCUGAAUGAUUUAGUGUAUGGUACAAACAAGGAAUGCCAUUUAUUAAUUGAAUACCUCUACAAUAAUAUGUCCAAGGGAUCAGUAUCGGAUAUUUACAUAAAAAACUUAUUAACUCCAAGUACAGUAAGUAAGUGGCCACUUUAUGAUAAAUUUACUGAACAUUUCCGGUCCACAGAAAAUGAAACAACGUUUAAAAUGCAUUUAAUAUACGGACAAUUUGAUUUUAUGAAUUCGGAAGCGGGGAGACAUUUAGUGGAUCAAGUCAACACUUUGACAAAGACCAAGAUCGCUAGUUAUCAUGAAACCGAUGAAGGUGGUCAUAAUUUGUACCUCGAUAAUCCAUUUCAAAUGAACCAUCAACUUCAGCAAAUAAUUACAAAUAAAUUAUAG